Cololabis saira (Pacific saury) is the source of this 898-nucleotide messenger RNA. RefSeq lists its product as uncharacterized. Gene Ontology annotation, molecular function: oxidoreductase activity. The transcript is spliced from 8 exons. The record is from RefSeq and is a predicted model, not a curated record. The coding region runs from base 65 to 862 and encodes 265 amino acids. NCBI's taxonomy places the organism in Eukaryota, Metazoa, Chordata, Actinopteri, Beloniformes, Belonidae.
GUCAUCAACAGAGGACGUCGUGUGUGGUUCAGCUGGAUUUGAGAAAUAAGCAAGCUUGGCACAAAUGGCUUCAGAGGACGCAUUUAAAGUCUCCUCUCUGAAGGGCAAAGUGGCCCUGAUAACGGGGGCCAGCUCGGGGAUCGGGGCAGGUACGAGUGUCCUGUUCGCCAAGCUCGGAGCUCUGCUGGCCCUGAACGGCCGCGACGUGGAAAACCUCGCCAAAGUGGCCAAACAGUGUACCGACGUGGGAGCUGCGGAGCCCCUGCUGGUUCCCGGGGACCUGACGGACGAGGAGACGGUGAGGAGAACGGUGGAGCAGACCAUAACCCGCUUUGGCCGGCUGGACGUGCUGAUCAACAGCGCCGGCAUCCUGGCCAUGGGCAGCAUCGAGACCGGCGACCUGGCCCAGUACGACAAGGUCAUGAACGUCAACGUGAGGUCGGUGUACCACCUGACCCAGGUGUGCGUGCCCCACCUGAUAGAGACCAAAGGCUGCAUCGUCAACGUGUCCAGCGUGAACGGACAGAGAUCCUUCCCCGGCGUGCUGGCGUACUGCAUGUCCAAGUCCGCCGUGGACCAGUUCACGCGCUGCACAGCGCUCGAGCUGGCGUCAAAGCAGGUCCGGGUCAACUCUGUCUGUCCCGGCGUGAUCGUCACUGAUGUCCACAAGAGAGCCGGGCUGAACGAGGAGCAGUACGCUCAGUUCCUGGCGAAGUGCAGUCAGACCCACGCGCUGGGCCGGCCCGGCGAGGUGGAGGAGGUGGCGCACAGCAUCGCCUUCCUGGCGUCCGACGCCGCCAGCUUCAUCACCGGGGUCAACCUGCCCGUGGACGGGGGCCGCCACGCCAUGUGCCCCCGCUGAGACCCAGUGUGACCCAAAUACAAGCCUCUGAACCUC